Molecule: messenger RNA, 567 nt
Organism: Calidris pugnax (ruff)
Lineage: Eukaryota; Metazoa; Chordata; Aves; Charadriiformes; Scolopacidae
Gene: SNRPE
Product: small nuclear ribonucleoprotein polypeptide E
Exons: 5
Coding region: 68-346 (92 amino acids)
Biological process (GO): spliceosomal snRNP assembly; mRNA splicing, via spliceosome
Cellular component (GO): U4 snRNP; U2 snRNP; precatalytic spliceosome
Molecular function (GO): RNA binding
Source: RefSeq, a predicted model, not a curated record
CCGGAAGCCGCGGUUCCGCGGCUUCCGGCGGCGGGGGCGACGGGAACGCGUGCCGGUAACAGCAACCAUGGCGUACCGCGGGCAGGGCCAGAAGGUGCAGAAGGUGAUGGUGCAGCCCAUCAACCUCAUCUUCCGCUACCUGCAGAACAGAUCCAGGAUCCAGGUGUGGCUCUACGAGCAGGUGAACAUGCGGAUAGAAGGCUGCAUCAUUGGCUUUGAUGAAUAUAUGAACCUGGUGCUGGACGACGCGGAGGAGAUUCACUCCAAAACAAAAUCCAGGAAACAGCUGGGUCGGAUCAUGUUAAAAGGGGACAAUAUCACUCUUCUACAAAGUGUUUCUAACUAGGGUUUGUUGCUCUUCACGUUGACCGAUGGAAGUCAAGCGCGUACGGUGCUAGGGGGAGCAGGAGUAGAGAGGUUAUGCCUGAGGUUAUGGUGAUGUGCAGAGUUGGAAACUGCAUCUUCCUUAUCUUCCUUUGUGCGAGUCCUUUGUAGUUCCCUUGGGGUUUUGUAGUUUGAAACGAUGCAUGAUUUAUUCCACAAAUAAACGUUUUUUUCACAUAUAAA